AUGACUGUUUCAAGUCCAUUGCAACAGGACUCAGGGAUACCUUCCACACUUGAGAAGGCGGAGGAGUCUUUCCCAGAAGGGGGAUUGAGAGCUUGGCUUGUCGUAUUUGGCGCCUGGUGUGGCCUGCAAGUCCAGCUUGCCGCGCUAGGUAUUACCAACACGAUUGCAGCACUACAAGCUUACGUUUCUACUCAUCAACUGACCGGCAUUGGUGAGGACCGUAUAGGAUGGAUUUUCUCCUUAUAUACAUUCCUGUCCUUCUUUUGCGGUGUUUACAUUGGGCCCUUGUUUGAUAAGCAUGGGCCCAGGCUACUAGUGUUCAUUGGUAGUCUCUGCAUUAUAGGCGGCCUUAUGUUGUUAAGCAUCUGUCAUGAAUACUGGCAUUUUCUCGUCGUUUUCGGAAUUAUCAACGGCAUCGGCUGUUCGUUACUUUUCACACCGUGCCUGGCAGCUGUGGGUCAUUUCUUCCAGGCACGUCGUGGGCUUGCAACUGGCAUAGCUAGUAGCGGAGGAUCCAUUGGCGGCAUCAUAUUCCCUUUCAUGUUGCAGAGCCUGAUUCCCAAUCCUUCGCUUGGUUGGCCAUGGGCGCUGCGAAUCCUUGGAUUUUCAUGUCUUGUCCUGGUCUCCAUAGCUAACCUUCUUGUUCGGUCUCGAUUGCCAGGAUCGCAAAAUGCAAGUAUCCACCCUGAUAUAAGUAUUUUCAAAAAUAAGGUCUUCUUUUGGACCACCGUUGCGGUCUUUUUCAUGGAAAUGGCUCUUUUUAUUCCUCUGGGUUAUAUCAGCUCUUAUGCAUUGGCCCAAGGCUUCAGCGAGGAUUUCAGUUUUCAGGUUCUCAUGAUCAUGAAUGCUGGGUCCUUUUUCGGUCGUGCGCUACCCGGUUGGUGGGCUGAUCGAAUCGGACCAUUCAAUGCGAAUAUGCUUUCCAUUAUUUUGUCAGUGGUGGUGUGCUUUGCCGUGUGGCUUCCGUUUGGUCACACGCUGCCUGGAUUGGUCGUUUUCGCAGUCACGAUUGGAUUCGCUAGUGGCAACAACAUCAGCAUCACACCCGUGUGUAUCGGUAAACUCUGCGAAACUCAGCAGUAUGGGCGCUAUUAUGCCACAUGCUUUACAGUUGUCAGUCUAGCCUGCCUACUUGGAAUACCUUUGGGAGGAAAUUUGAUUACUGCUUGCGAAGGAAGUUAUUGGGGCUUAAUUGUAUUUACAGGCUGCAUGUUCACGGUCAGUUUGUGUACAUUUGCAAUUGCCAGAGGUCUUGGUGCAGGUUGGAGUAUAAACACCGUUUUCUAA
Molecule: messenger RNA, 1287 nt
Organism: Truncatella angustata
Lineage: Eukaryota; Fungi; Ascomycota; Sordariomycetes; Amphisphaeriales; Sporocadaceae
Product: major facilitator superfamily transporter
Exons: 3
Coding region: 1-1287 (428 amino acids)
Biological process (GO): transmembrane transport
Cellular component (GO): fungal-type vacuole membrane
Molecular function (GO): transmembrane transporter activity
Source: RefSeq, a predicted model, not a curated record